UGACGUUCGAGUUUCCGGCCACCGGUGCACUGCCGGAGCUCGAAAUCCACAACAAUGGACGACGACAAAGAUCCUCAUUCACCAAUCGAAACCUUCCACGAUUCCAUUGACGGGGAACCUAAGCAAAAAAAACCUGAAAGUUCGAUUGCUGCAGAGUUGAAGACGAAGAAAAGAAAAGCUUUAAUCGAGCUCCGUUCUCGUCUCGAAGAUUCCAUACUCAAUUACACCCUCAUCGGAGAAAAAUACAAAGCGAGCGAGCAUCUUAGAGAAUUACAGAUCUGGGGUGUCCCUUUGUUACCCAGUCGAGGCCUCGAGAGAACCGACAUCAUUCUCAAAAAAUUCUUGAAAGCCAAAGAUUAUAACGUCCAAAACGCUUUUGAAAUGAUAGCAAACACGAUUAUAUGGAGGGAAGAUUUUAAUGUAGAUAAGCUGUUCGAGGAAACGUUUGGCCCAGAUCUUGACAAUAUUGGGCACAUUCAGGGCAGAGAUAAAGCAGGUCGCCCAUUGUGUUACCAAUUGUUCGAAACAUUUAAAGAUAAAGACACUUUACGUAAGAGAUUAGGAACCAAGGAAUCAUGCAAUGAAUUCCUUCGUUGGCGAAUUAAACUAAUGGAAGGAUGCGUUCUUAAACUCGACUUCAAACCCGGUGGUGCAGAUUCUGUCAUCCAAAUUAUGGAUGUCAAGAACAUACCCAGACCAUUUCUGAACGAACUGUUUGCAGGUAGCAAGAAAUAUUUUUCCAUUUUGCAAGAAAAUUAUCCAGGGAUCAUUUACAGAAUUGUGAUUGUUAAUGUCCCGAUGUGGUUUUUCGCCUUCUAUACGCUAAAUAUGCGAUUAAUGACAAGAAAGUACAAAGUAAUGUACGUGAAGCCAUCGGCAAUCACUGAGACCCUUCUCAAAUUUAUAGAUCCGGAACAUCUCAUGGCUCCAUACGGCGGUCUAGGAAUAAAAGGCGGCGAAUUCUCGCCGGACGAAAAAGCGAUAGAGCAGAAGCUCAAAGGAUAUGCAACCGAUAGCAUCGAGAUACCUACUGCAGAGGUCGGGAUGACCGUGUAUUGGGAUUUAACGGUAACGGGAAAUGAUGUGAGUUACAAGGAAGAAUUUGUGCCAGAAGACGAAGGUUCAUAUAGUGUGUUGGUUUCAAAAGGAAUACAAAUAGGGAGAAUGACUUCAAAUUCAUUUCAUGCAUGCAAUAUGAUAGCCAAAUGA
Lactuca virosa is the source of this 1209-nucleotide messenger RNA. The record is from the annotation of a GenBank genome assembly. Lineage: Eukaryota; Viridiplantae; Streptophyta; Magnoliopsida; Asterales; Asteraceae.